This is a messenger RNA of Candoia aspera, 2024 nucleotides long. It is a transcript of the gene ARL6IP6, whose product is annotated as ADP ribosylation factor like GTPase 6 interacting protein 6. The coding region runs from base 77 to 496 and encodes 139 amino acids. The record is from RefSeq and is a predicted model, not a curated record. The transcript has 5 exons. NCBI's taxonomy places the organism in Eukaryota, Metazoa, Chordata, Lepidosauria, Squamata, Candoiidae.
GUGGGGAGGGUUUCCAAGAGGUGGCCGUGGGGCAUUUUUUCCCUUUCUGCCCCCUAAAAGCGAAUGUUCCACUGCCAUGGCGGUGCGUCAUGGAACUGUUGCGGGGCCCGAAACCGUGGGGCGUGGGUGGCCGAGCAGGACGUGUUCGGUGUUCUGUUGCCUUGUAGCGGUUUCCUUGCUGGCGCUCCUGAUAGCCAUCGCUUGCCUGGCGCUAAGAGGUCCAGGACAUGAAAAAGAGAAAACUGAUAGUAUAGAAACCAGCAUUUUAGGAUUUUGGAGUCUUCUUGUUCUAGCCUUGAUGACUGGGCUGUCAUGUUGCAGUUUUUCCUGGACAGUGAUCUAUUUUGAUUCAUUUGAACCGGGAAUGUUUCCUCCUACUCCAUUCUCACCUGCACGCUUUAAGCGAAUGACAGGACACUCUUUUCACAUGGGGUAUAGUAUGGCUAUAUUGAAUGGAAUUGUGGCAGCUCUCACUGUAGCCUGGUAUCUUUUAUAAUUGCUUUUAAAUCUGUUUUUCAGAAUAUGACCAUUGAAACUGUCUGUGUGCAGACAGCCAUUUGUAUGGAAUAUAGUAUUUGCUACCAUAAUCACAAUUCCCUUAUUUGUUUCAUUUAGUAUUGCUGAGGGAAAAUAUUAAAACUCACAAACUGAUGGAAUUUGACAAGGAAAGUCAACCACGCAAAUAAGGAAUCAUUGCCAUUUUAAGAGUAUAAGAAUGAAUGCUGAUGUUUAAUUCUGAAGAUCUUCCUAGAGUGGCUUUUUGUCAUACCAUUAAAUGGACUUGAAAUGAGCUCUUAGGUUGACGUGCUUCAUAUACAACAACAACCUAUUGGACUUGUUCCGUAUACUAAGUAAUUAAAGGGUUUGAUUAACUGGAAUUAGAUGUUUUAUAUGUUGAUUAAUAUGGAUCUUGUUUCAAGUUUAAAUUGCUUUACAAUGUAUUUUUUCUCUGAUACAAUGAUUUGAGGUAUUUUCCCACGUAAGUAUGAAAUAAUGCAGCAUUAACCCUUCCUGCCUUCCUGCAGGAAAGCAGAAUAUGUGUUUAGGGGUUUUGCAAUGAAAUUAAUUCAGAAUAAAAGUGUUUAUUCUCUUUCAUAGGGAAGGGGUGAAAAUGUGUUGGGUUGAAACCAGUUUACAUUCAAUGAAUGUGAGGUCUUUUCCCCUUAUACUUUGAGCUCACUGAAAGUCUGUGCUAGAGAGUUAUCAGCUAUCAGGAACAGAAUUUCAGAAGGUAUCAGUGGCUGCAGGAACAGGAAGACUCACCUGUUAUACCCGCAGAAGCAUUCUGUGAUGGAAAAUAAAUAGAAUAUUUUUCCAUCAGUGGAAGCUAAUUUGGAUCUAAAAUAUUAGCUUAACUUUAAUUUCUUCCUGGAUCUUAAGCAAUGUCAUAUCAUUACAUUUUGGAUCUGCAGUAAAUUUUUUUUAAUCCUUUGGUCUUUUACUUCCUUAUCUGUAUGUUUUCCUCCACAAAACUGGUAACAAGCAGCAUGCAAAAAUUUGUAUUGAGAAGGCAGAGUAGUUAUCCAUUUGGUGACUGACAAAGCACAAUUGUAAUAAUUACCAACUAUUUUUAAAAUUAAUUUUCUGGUGUCCACAAUCAGCACAUAAUUGAAUUAUUGUAAUCCAUUCUUAACUGGAUUUUUUUCCCCUCACAGCUAGAGGGCUGGUUGUGGACACAGAAGGAGCCAUGGAUGAAUAUUUUGGCCUGUUGUUUUAGUGUUUUGGAGGUUAAGUGUAGGAAAGGGAAAGGAAGCCUCUGGGUUGGAAUCUGUUCCCAUUUCUCUUCUUUCAAAAGCUUUCUAAUGCUCUCACCAAAGUGGUCCAAAUUGUGCUGUCAGAAUCAAAGUUCAGCAGCGCCAAUGUAGAAGCUUUCUACUUCUACAGCUAGAAACUGCGCCACCAAAACUUGGCCAUUUUGCCACCUAACCUUGGCAGUGUAGUCUUGGAAUGCAGUGGAGCUACAAUUGGGGUUUUGUAAUUAUAUUCUAUGAUUAUUAAAAUGUCUCUGUGUGUAUAUAUCUAUA